This is a messenger RNA of Acipenser ruthenus (sterlet), 3214 nucleotides long. It is a transcript of the gene slc35c1, whose product is annotated as solute carrier family 35 member C1. The record is from RefSeq and is a predicted model, not a curated record. Gene Ontology annotation, molecular function: antiporter activity. Lineage: Eukaryota; Metazoa; Chordata; Actinopteri; Acipenseriformes; Acipenseridae. Gene Ontology annotation, biological process: protein O-linked glycosylation via fucose; GDP-fucose import into Golgi lumen. The transcript has 4 exons. Gene Ontology annotation, cellular component: Golgi apparatus. Bases 281 to 1369 code for a protein of 362 amino acids.
GCAGGUUACAGAGAGACUGUGAUUGGAUGAUGGGUCGAAAGUGGGUGCGCUUAUCCGGUCGAGUUCUCUGUCUGUACAUCCUGAAACUUAGGAUAUAAAGGUUGCCGUCUCAGAUUCUCUUUGAUCCCAGGAUCACACAACACAAGGAAGAGAAUCCAGGAAGUGGGGUAGGGCAAGGUAUCCCUCAUUUGUUUACGUACGGUACGCGAGGACGUGUGAUUGGAAGGAACCGUUUCAAAACUGAUAACCCCAAACCUGCUUAUUUUUUUUUCUUUUAAAAAUGAACAGGACUCAGCUCAAACGCUCCAGAAUUUUGAAAAUGGCCCUUACGCGUUCGGAUUCCGCGGACCAGGAGGGAACGUUCGAGUCUUUCCUAAUGAAAGCGAUCAAAAUAACAGCCGUGGUGACGCUGUAUUGGUUCAUUUCAAUUACCAUGGUCUUUCUCAAUAAGUACCUGCUGGACAGCCCUGCCUUAAAGCUCGAUGCUCCUCUUUUUGUGACAUUUUACCAGUGCUUUGUGACAGUGAUUCUGUGCUGGUGCAUAAGCGUGUUCGCCAGGUUGUGUCCGGGUUAUGUGGAGUUCCCAUCGGUCAGGUUCGACCCCAAGAUUUCGAGGGGGGUGCUGCCCUUGUCCAUUGUUUUCAUCGGCAUGAUCACGUUCAACAACCUGUGCCUGAAAUAUGUAGGGGUGGCCUUUUACAACGUCGGAAGGUCUCUGACCACUGUCUUCAAUGUCUUGAUGUCCUACCUGAUUUUAAAGCAGACCACUUCGUUCCACGCCUUGCUGUGCUGUGGGGUGAUUAUAGGAGGCUUCUGGCUGGGAGUGGAUCAAGAAGGGGCUGAGGGAUCGCUGUCUUGGUCUGGGAUACUAUUUGGUGUUCUAGCUAGUCUGUGUGUGUCACUCAACGCUAUCGUUACCAAGAAAGUAAUACCUGUUGUGGAUGGCAGUAUAUGGAGGCUAACCUACUAUAACAACAUCAAUGCUUGUAUCCUCUUUAUCCCUCUCAUCGCCAUCCUGGGGGAAUUCCAAACAGUUUUUUAUUUCGACAAGCUAGACAGCUUGCACUUCUGGGGUAUGAUGACAUUGGGAGGGGUCUUUGGGUUCGCUAUAGGAUAUGUCACUGGUCUUCAGAUCAAGUUCACAAGUCCUCUGACCCAUAAUGUUUCGGGCACUGCCAAAGCCUGUGUUCAGACAGUCAUUGCUGUCACCUACUAUGACAGUAUGAAGAGUGUUUUGUGGUGGACCAGUAACUUGAUGGUGUUGGGAGGCUCUUCCGCUUACACCUGGGUUAAAGGAAUGGAAAUGAGGAAGUCCCAGGAAGAACCACAGAUCAAAACUGUAACUGCUAAAAACGACUCGGGUGUAUAGAGAGGGACUCUAGUUAAAUAUUGGGGACCUCUGAUAAUGCCAUGAGCCUGUAAGCCCCCUCCAUUGUCUUUUCUGUUGGGUAUAAUAAUGACACGGUGUACUGCAAAGAGACAUGACUCAUUCUUAUGAGUGGAUGCUUUAGAGAUAUGAAGAAUGUUUCUAGUGUUUGUGGCAGCUAAUUAUAUAUAUAUAUAUAUCAGUGCUGGGACAAAUAUCAGAAUAUUCGAACGAAUAUUUUUUGACGUAUUCGGAUACAAAAAUCAGAUGUCCGUAUUCGCUGUAAAUAACAAAAAUAACUUGCACUUAUUUACCGCCUCACCAGAAGUUGUGUGACAGUUUCAAAAAAUGGCAAAUGAAAAAGAGCUCCGUGUGAGAUUCGUAUAUAAUUAAAUAAAAAAAUACAAUCAACACAGUAUCUCUUGAGCCUCUAUUUAAAAGUUUGACAGCAAAAAGUAAACAAACCAGAUUAUGUGCGAGCACGCAUAGUGAUCUCUAUUGAAGGCCAUCUGGGUCAACAGUGUGUUGUGCUGCGUUGUGUAGUGAUUUUUGUAUAGAUUGUAUAUAUUAUAUAUCUUUUGUGCCAACUUUCUGUUAUGUGGAAUUUAAUAAACAAGAACCAAAAUGGUGAGUUCCACAAUUAUCAUUUGCUUGUUCAGCUACAAAAAGGCACAAGUAAACCUCAUGUUAUUACUUUAUGAAAACGUGUCUCUGGCCAGUGUUUACUGUGAAGAAACGGCAAUGGCAAGGAAUGAAAAAACUAAAUAAAAUGUGGUGUCUUUAUGUACUAUUUAUUUUGGGAAUAAACAAAACAACAUUUAUCUUUAACUGCUAUUUGGCAUCCUUUGUUUUGUAGUUAAUCCACUGGGGUAAAGUCAGUCCUACACAACAUAUUCUUUACUCCUGUGAUAUUUUUCUACUUCGUUACAUAUUGUAACGUCUUGCGGUUAAAUAAAGGCACACAUACAGGGGCCACGCCCCCUGCUCCUGCUGCUAUGCUGUCUCUGCCUGCGUUCAGAACAAUAUAAUGGCUUUUAUUACUUUUGGAAAAAGGAAUGAAUAUCCGAACAUGAGAGAGAUGUGCCAAUAUUUUGAAGUCUGUAGUUUUAUUAUUAUUAUUAUUAUGAAGGAUGGUUUUGUUUAUAUUCUGGUUUUCAAGUACUUUUAAUACUGGUAAUAGGUUUCUGCCGUCCUACUUCAGAACCCUAAGUUUGUCUUCAGUAAAUUUGUUCUAUAUAGCAACCGGUCUGGUCUGUGUGAAUACAGUUAUAAUGGGAACUUUUCUGUGUACUGGAAAUGCUUGGGUUACAUGAUAUUCAAGUUUUAGGGGACAUUAAUUUAGACUGGGUCAAAUUCAGUUUUUCUUCCAUGGGUCACCUAUUACAGCUUUGUUGGGUUACACAUGCCAGAUGUUGUUUAUUGUUAUAUUUCACAGAUAUAUGUGCAUGAGUGAUCAUCAUAAAUUAUUUUAAAAAUCUGUUUAUGGGUGUGUUUUGGAGGUGAGAGGGGCACAUAAAAAGGGCAUUCAAUUUGGCCAUUAAAAAGUCCACUAUAAAUAGAAUGGUCCAAAGAUGACUACAGAGUCUUUUUUUUUAUUCAGAUAAGAAAAAUAAAUACUUGAAACUGCUUUGAAGAAGUAAUAUAAUUACAUCUAAAUAAUCAAAACAAAUACACAUUAUAUUUUAGUAACUGAGUUAUGUAAUUACUUUAGUAUGCUUUAAUAAUUUUCAUUAAGUACUGGUCAUUUGAGAUUUAUGACAUCAAAUUUGUUGAAGGAACAUAUUAUUUCUACUUGUUUAUUUCUUUACCCAAUAUCAGUAAAAAAAAAAAAAAAAAAGUAAAUUAAAA